Molecule: messenger RNA, 1080 nt
Organism: Acanthamoeba castellanii str. Neff
Lineage: Eukaryota; Discosea; Longamoebia; Acanthamoebidae
Product: START domain containing protein
Exons: 8
Coding region: 1-1080 (359 amino acids)
Molecular function (GO): tRNA binding; lipid binding
Source: RefSeq, a predicted model, not a curated record
AUGCAAGGCGAACGUCCGAUCCCCGACCUUUCCACCUUUGAUCCUGCUGACCACUCCUGGUGGCAAUGGAGAGAGAUGGGCUCCCCCGAUGACCCCUACAAUCAGAUCCCCAAGCUCAGCCCGGAGGAUUCGCUGUACAAGGAGUAUCUCGACAUCACAGAGGCCGGCUACGAGUCCAUCCUCAAGGACUAUGAUGCCGACGAGGGCUGGGUGUUCUGGAAGGAGCAGGAUGGCAUCACCAUUCACAGCAAGGACCACCCUGAUGACCCCGUCAGGUGCUUCCGUGGUAAGGGCAUCAUCCCUGCCACUGCGGAGGUGCUGCGUCUGCAUCUGGUGCAGGUCGAUCUCAGGAAGUACUGGGACGACAUGUUCCUCGGCGGCACCUACAAGAUCGAGUUGACCCCCACCGUGCGCGUGUGCAACUACAAGUUCAGCGCUCCCUGGCCCGUCGCUUCUCGCGACUUCGUCAUCAUCGCUGGCGAGAAGAUCACCGAUGAUGGCCUCUUCGUGACCGUCGUGAACAGCAUUGAGAGGGAUGACAUUCCCGUGGAGGAGGGUUUCGUCCGCGGCAUGCUCAAGUCCAGCGGCUUCGUCAUCAAGCCGCUCGACAACGACCCCGUUACCGGCAAGCCCCGAUGCGAGAUCACGUACCUCGUGCAGCUCAACCCCAUGGGCUGGAUCCCCACCAUUGUGGUCAACACGGUGAACGUGUCGCAGCCGCUCUGCAUCAACACGCUCAAGAACGCCAUCCUCCUCACCGAGGCCAUGGUCGAGGAGAUGCUCCGCAAGUUCACCGAGCUCCCCGCCGAGGAGUGGAAGGCCGACAAGCUGCGCCGGCUGCUCAACAAGGCGAUCGACAACCACAACGGCAAGCCCGAGAUGCUGUACGAGCCCAUUCAGUACGUGGUCACGGGCAAGCGUAUCUGCGACGAGGACAUCUGCGAGACCCUGGAGAAGAUCGGCAAGGAGGAGGCCCUGUACCGGAUGUGGAAGGGCUCCAUGCCCUACCUCCAGAGCAUCGCCAACAAGGAACUGAACGCCACCGCUGCCGAUGCUCUUGCCAACCCGCCAAAGCACUAG